UCUUAGGAUAUAAAAUGGACAUAGACAAUCAGAGUGAGGACGGUGAGAUAAAAAAAAGCCCGAUGAAAGAUAUUGACGAGUUUAGUUUCUCAGAGGAAGAAGGCGGUGAUACCGCAGACUCAUUGGAUAUAAAACCGCCACAAGCAGCAUUGCGUUUACGGAAAUCAAAUUCCUCUAGAAGACGUGAUAAGCAUGGGGAGAGACGCGAUAGGCGCGAUGACAAAGAUCGCAAGUCGCGGCACCACGACCGCGAGGAUCGACGCAGAGAAAAUAAACACAGGCAUCGCAGACACGGUGUGGAGUCUGCCUCUGACGGCGGUGGCGGUUCUAAGAGGGAUCGCGACAGAUUAGAACGAACUGACAGACUGGACACUCACUCUCGCAGUGCUGCUGCUAGUGAUAGAGAGUCUUCUAGAUAUGAGAGGAAGGAAAGAAACACUGGAGAUCGUGUCCUUGAGGACUUACGUACUAGGAACUUGGUUUCAAGAUUACUGGACAAACGACGUGAGCGACGAGAUGAUUCAAGAGAUUUACGUGAAUAUAAAUCUGAAUCGAGGCGCGAGUUGCGGUUAGAGGAUUCGCGGGACUCGCGAGAUCGUCGGGAUAUGAGAAUGGAGGACUCGCGGGAGAGACGGAGCGACAUGAGGAUGAUGAUGGAUGACGGGCGGGGAACCGUUGACCGCCGCGACCUUCGAAUGGACGACAGGCGGCAUGUCCAGGGCAUGGAUGAUUCCUCGUAUACCGAAAACGAGCUGAUGGAGGAGCGAUCGAAUAGAGAGAAAAGGCACAAGCGGAACCACAAGUACGACAGGGCACGCGACCGGGAUAGAGAAAAAAAUGAACGGGAGCGUGAGCACCGCGAGAAGCAAAUGCGCGAAUCGAUGAUGGAGGGAAUACAGAUCAAUGAUAUAGAAGAUUUAGAAAUCAGUGAUCUGCCGAUACAGACUAAGGACAUGAAGGAAAUUAACGAGCAGGAGAUGCGCAAGGAGAGGUAUCUUAAAUUACUUGAAGCGGAUCGAGAAAUGGUGAGGAGGAAAGAAGUUUCUAGGAUGGAAUUGCAAGCGAGGAGGCUGAAGAGAGGAGAAAAACGUCCACAUAGUCCUGAUCAUGAUCAUGAUGAGGUCGUUGAGUUGACUGACGAGAGUCUGAGUCCUGUGCAGUCAGAUGAUGAUCGAUCUAAAUCUCCAAAAUCUCCGAGCAGACAAUCGUCAGAAGAUCGUCAUAGUGGGCAAGAUAAAUCCUCGGACAGACACACGUCGGAUUCGUCGGACUCGAGUAGUGACGAGGAUGAUGACUCAAAUGAUUCUAACAAAGGCUCUAAUGACGAAUCGAAUGACGGGUCUGAUUACUACAACAAUCCUAGUCCCUUGUCUGUCGAGCGGCUCACCAAAUCUGACCACUCUGACGGCGGCUCUCCGGGUCAUAUUGAGUCAAACGGCACCACCAAAGAACCUGAAGAGGUAAAGGAAGAAGUUAAAGAAGAAAAAGCGCCUGAAUUACCUCCAUACUUACCUGCGAUUCAAGGCUGUCGCAGUGUCGAAGAAUUCCAGUGUCUUAAUCGUAUUGAAGAGGGAACUUACGGUGUCGUUUAUAGAGCGCGAGAUAAACGUACUGAGGAAAUUGUCGCCUUGAAGAGAUUAAAAAUGGAGAAGGAAAAGGAAGGAUUUCCCAUCACUAGUUUGAGGGAAAUAAAUACGCUUCUGAAAGCGCAGCACCCGAAUAUCGUUACCGUCCGAGAGAUCGUUGUCGGCAGCAAUAUGGACAAGAUAUUCAUCGUUAUGGACUAUGUGGAGCAUGACUUGAAGUCUCUGAUGGAGACGAUGAAGCAGAAGAAACAAAAUUUUUUACCCAGUGAAGUAAAGUGUCUCAUGCAACAAUUAUUGAAAGCGGUGGCGCAUUUACACGACAAUUGGAUACUCCACCGCGAUUUAAAAACUUCUAAUUUGCUACUGAGUCAUCGGGGAAUUUUGAAAGUCGGGGACUUUGGAUUGGCGCGCGAAUAUGGAUCACCAUUACGUCAAUACACGCCAGUAGUCGUGACUUUGUGGUACCGCGCACCAGAAUUGUUACUUAACGGCAAAGAAUACAGCACGCCGAUCGAUUUGUGGUCCGUGGGCUGCAUAUUCGCCGAAUUGAUACGCAUGGAAGCUCUAUUCCCCGGAAAAUCGGAGAUCGAUCAGCUACAAAAAAUAUUCAAAGAACUAGGAACUCCAAACGACCGCAUUUGGCCCGGCUACUCAAAGCUACCAGUCGUAUCAAAAAUUCCUUUCGCUCAAUCGUACCCAGUCAACAAUUUGCGCCAACGAUUUAGCCUAAAAUUAUCCGACAAUGGAAUUGAAUUAUUGAACAAAAUGUUGACCUACGACCCGGCGCAACGCAUCACUGCCGAAGACUCGCUGCAGCAUCCGUACUUUACUGAGACUCCAUUGCCAAUAGACCCCGCGAUGUUUCCAACCUGGCCCGCCAAGUCCGAGCUCGGCGUCAGAGUGACCACCAACGCCUCCCCCAAACCUCCAAGUGGCGGCAAAGAGUACAAACAACUCGGCGACAACGACGAGGCGGAAAUAAAUUCAUCCACUGGCUUCCACAUGGGACAAAUGGAAAGUGGACGCGGAGCUGCACCUGUCGGGUUUCAUCUCAAGUUCUGAUCCUCUCCAAUAGGGCAUCGACAUUCCAAUUUCAAUGGAAUACAGCGCGUCAAUAAGAUAUAUUAAUAUUAAUAUCAAUAUCAAUAUUAAUUAUCAAUGACCGCGUUAUUUUUCAUUUGAAAAAAAAAAAAAAAAAAAGAAAGAAAUUGACAGAACAAUGAAUUUAUGGACGUCUCAAUUUUACCGCGUACUUUAUUUUAUACUGAUUUCGAUUAUUUUUUAAUGACUAGUGAAAAAUAUAUCUAUACAGUGAACAGUUGAACAUAAAUUGAAUAAAACAAUGUAAAUAUACAUAGCUAAUUAACCUAUUAAUUAAUAAAUAAAUAAAUUUAUAAAAUAAUAUUAUUGUAAGAUACUUUUGAUAAAAGUAUCGUCUGUUGCAGUUAUAUGUGUAAUAUGU
Messenger RNA from Microplitis demolitor, 3048 nucleotides. RefSeq names its product cyclin-dependent kinase 11B. Gene Ontology annotation, biological process: protein phosphorylation; regulation of mitotic cell cycle. Gene Ontology annotation, cellular component: nucleus. Gene Ontology annotation, molecular function: cyclin-dependent protein serine/threonine kinase activity; ATP binding. The record is from RefSeq and is a predicted model, not a curated record. The transcript is spliced from 6 exons. NCBI's taxonomy places the organism in Eukaryota, Metazoa, Arthropoda, Insecta, Hymenoptera, Braconidae. The coding region runs from base 15 to 2648 and encodes 877 amino acids.